Molecule: messenger RNA, 3543 nt
Organism: Ahaetulla prasina
Lineage: Eukaryota; Metazoa; Chordata; Lepidosauria; Squamata; Colubridae
Gene: CHORDC1
Product: cysteine and histidine rich domain containing 1
Exons: 7
Coding region: 16-720 (234 amino acids)
Source: RefSeq, a predicted model, not a curated record
GACUGAAUAAUCAGAAUGAUGCAUUUUUUUCCUCCCCUGUGGUUCCUUAGUUCUGAUGAACCAAUGAGCUGCUUGCAGUUAAAAGUAUCAGCGUCCUUGAAACAGUCAUUAGAAAAGUUAAAGCUAUCAUCGGAAAAUGAAAUAAAAAAAGAUGAUGAUAGCGAUGAGAUAAAGAUUGGGACUCCGUGCAAAAAUGCAGGCUGUUCAAAGACAUUUGAAGGACCAGGCAGCACGGAAGACGUGUGUAUCUAUCAUGCUGGUGUGCCUAUAUUCCAUGAAGGGAUGAAGUACUGGAGUUGCUGUAAGAGGAAAACGUCAGACUUCAAUACUUUUUUGGCUCAAGAGGGCUGCACAACCGGAACACACCUAUGGAUUAAGAAGGAAGCCGGGAAGAAGGUGGUGCCAUGCAGACAUGACUGGCAUCAAACUGGGCGUGAAGUGACAAUCUCAAUCUAUGCGAAGAAUUCCAUUCCUGAACUUAGCCGGGUAGAGGCAAACAGUACAUUACUAAAUAUCCAUAUUGUGUUUGAAGGUGAUAAGGUGUUCAAUCAGAAUCUGAAUUUAUGGGGUGUGAUUGAUGUGAAAAGGAGCUACGUAAAUAUGACGGCUACGAAGAUCGAGCUCACCAUGAGGAAAGCGGAGCCCAUGUUAUGGGCAGGCUUGGAACUCCCGGCUUCCAAAUUGCAACACAAAGAGCCUCAAAACGUAGAGCAAGCUUGAAAUCUGAAAAGUUUUCUGGUUCCUUGUGCCUGGCAAAAUGGUGACUUGGCAUUUUAACACAAAUUUGAUUUUAUAGGCAAGCCCACUUUUUUAAACAUUUUUCAUUCCAGCUCGAGUGUAGUGCAUGGCUUGUAAGCGAUAGGGCAGACCACUGUUUUUGUUGUACCGACUCCUCAAUUUGCCCAAUUUCGGGUGAUGCGCGUGGAAACUCUUGCAAACCUCAGAAUUUUCUCUGCCAUCGUAUUAUAAAAGGAUCACAAUAUUCUCAUUGUCCCAAAUUAAAUAACAUCUAGAAGCUAGUCAUCUCUAGCAUCUUCUAGGAAGCAGUCUCCUAUAUAUUGAAAAUCCAAGUGAAAUUCUCAUUAGGUCGUUAGAUACUUGCAAGAUCGUUUCUCAGUCUAUAGCAAGGAGAGCACAAAAGGGUUAUUGCUGCAUUUCUGAUUCAUAUUUUUUUAACGUUGUUAAAUGCAGAAAAGAACAGUAGAGAAUAACCUGGUGGUUUUAGACUUGCCUGUGCAGAGAAGCUGGUAAUUCUUCUCUUUUUUUAAUUCCUUGGAAUUCAGGAAAUAUAUUGUCUGUGAGCUGCUAAGCUACCUCUGUGCACUUAUUCAGAAAGCCAAGACUUUCCAAAAACCAGGCACUGGGAAUUUUGGGUCCGUUUCGUUUGCUUCUCUUAAGCCUUGCCCUCAUCCAAAGAGGAAAUAGCAUUGACAAAAUGUGCAUAUUUGCACAUCUGACUUUGGUGGCUCUGCUUUUCUGAUCAAUUUUUACAUCUCCUUUGUGGUCAAUCAAGUAAGGCACCUCGGUUUGUACCAAGACGUUCAGUUUGCUACCCUUUUGCCCGAAGUUGUGACUUUUAAUGGGAGUAGGGGAAGCUGGGAGGGCUGAAAUACACACAAGUACAAAAUGGCCAGUUUUAUGCAAAACUAGGAGCUUUGCGCAAAUGUCAAAUUGUGUUUGCAGAAUAAGUUACAGAACUUUUUACAUACUUGAAGAUGGCAAAACUACUUUAGAUGCAGAACGACUCGUUGGCGUCACUCAAUUCAUAAGGGAUUGCAUGAAGAAAGAGGGGCCUUUUUUAAAAGCAUGUGUUACUUGUAUUUAUAAUAAUUCUAUUUUUUUAAAGGUUUCGUCAGUUAUAGGAGGAAAAUAAAGCAGCCUUUUGCGGUUGUAAUUCUUAAUAAGCAUUUGAGACAGUUUAAACUGAAUUUUCUAAGAAAAGAUAACUCUCGAACAGGGCCCCCUCAACCCCCAGUCUGCAGCCCAGUGCCAGGCCAUGGCCUCUUUGAAACUGGGCCUGCAAGUGGCAGGCGAGUGUGCCCGCACGAAGCUGCAUUGGUGCAAAUGGUGUGGCGCACACACAAUACUGUCCCCUCUCCUCACCUUGCCACCGCCAGUCCGCAGAGCAGGAAAUGUUGGGGACGCUAAUAAACGGUGCAACUUCAGAAUCUGCUUCUUCUGUCCCUUGUGCUCCAAUUAGCUCUGGAGCAUCUGCUUUUCUGAUCUGGAUGGUCAGUUUCUUUGAAUUUCUGCCUAAAAGCCACCACACUAUACCCCAACCAUCAUUGAAUGCAAGUAUCCUGCCUUCAGGGGUUUGGAGAAGCCAUUCAGUGAAUGACAGACCCUCCCAGCAACUUCUGUUGUUAUACCCAGGAGAUUCUUUUGGUGAUUAUAGAUAUUUCCUGUGGCUUGACCUCUGAGCAAGACGGCAAAUUGCAUGAAGACAAAUCAAGCAGAAUUUUAAUUGCAGGCAAAGUAGAGCAGAGUGAAUACAAACACUUCUUCUGAUAUUUGAAAGCAAAAAAGAAAAUGGUUCUUCCAAGAACAAAGCCAUGGUUUAAAAUAAGUAAAAAUUGGAGAACGUGCAACAAAUCCAAGUAGAUCUUAAUUGUCUACUUAAAGGUUCCUAGAGAGUAAUUUUCCAACGAGAGGUCAAUUUGGUCUCAGGGUAUCAAAUGAUUGUUCUUUGUUAACAAUUGUAAUUUUACUUCCCAGCAUUGUCAUGUUUCAUUAGCAUGACACUUGGAUCCAGUUCAUAUUGCAUACCAGUUUGCUCAAAGGCAAUGGCGCUAGCAAGACUUGAAACCAAUAGCUGCAGGCACCUUUGGGAGUACAGUUCUCCACUCCCCAGAUUGUCAGUUGCGUGUUCAUUUACUUGCCUUGAUAAAGUCUGAUUUUUAACCACAGAAGUUACCGUACUGUAACUUCCCUGUUUUGUUUUUUUCCCUGCCUUGAAAUAAGCUGUUGGCACUUGAGAUACAGUGAACAAUUUCCCCAGGCUUCUGUGGUUCAGGCCUAUUUUGGAAUUGAUUCAUUGUACGGAAUCCUUCCCAGCACUGUGUAUUCCUGAUGGGACUUGACAGCAUUCUUUGCCAUUUUUGUAGUCUCCUAUUGCAGGGAUCCUCAAUUUUAGCAAUUUUUAAAGGCUUGUGGACUUCAACUCCCAGAAUUCCUGGAACUUGAAAGUCUACAAGUCCCUCCGAUUGGGGAUCCCGUUAUUGGGCAAGAAAAAAAACCUGGUCAAUCAUUUAGCUUGGAGUGUUACAAUUGCAAGGCCUCCUGUAGGUCUUAAUUUUGGGCAGUUGCUUAAUGUGCCAUUUCAAGCACAAUUUUCAUGUUUAUAGUUGAAUCACUUCUUUUCCAAUGAAACGCAUGGGCAUUCUUAAAUGCAAAGCACGUUUAAAUUGGGACCCAAGUUUUAUUAAGAUAUUAGUGCUAUACAGCCAAGUCACCAUUUCCACAGUCAGUACUGUUGGUUUUUUGUCUCGAAAAAAAUAUAUAUGAUCUAUUCUGUAUAGUAAUAAAGAUAUUUGCUUUAAAUUA